This is a messenger RNA of Penicillium paradoxum, 1917 nucleotides long. Its product is annotated as 2-isopropylmalate synthase. Gene Ontology annotation, cellular component: mitochondrion. Gene Ontology annotation, biological process: L-leucine biosynthetic process. The coding region runs from base 1 to 1917 and encodes 638 amino acids. The transcript is spliced from 5 exons. The record is from RefSeq and is a predicted model, not a curated record. Lineage: Eukaryota; Fungi; Ascomycota; Eurotiomycetes; Eurotiales; Aspergillaceae. Gene Ontology annotation, molecular function: 2-isopropylmalate synthase activity.
AUGCCGAUGCUCAAGGAUCCUUCAAAAAAAUAUACGCCAUACAAGCCACUUAACCUGCCUAAUCGCCAAUGGCCUGACAAAGUUAUCAACAAGCCACCUCGCUGGCUGGCCACCGAUCUGCGCGAUGGCAACCAGUCUCUCCCCGACCCAAUGGAUGGCGAGCAAAAAUAUCGUUUCUUCAAGAUGCUUGUGGAUAUUGGUUAUAAAGAAAUUGAAGUGUCAUUCCCGUCCGCAUCCCAAAUUGAUUUCGACUUCACCCGCCGUCUGGUCGAAGAGCCCGGCCUCACCCCCGAUGAUGUCGCUCUCCAAGUCCUGGCUCCUUGCCGCGAGGACCUCAUCCGUCGCACCGUUGACUCUCUGAAGGGCGCCAAGAAGGCCAUCCUCCACAUCUACCUCGCAACUAGCCCCUGUUUCCGACGCAUCAUCUUCAAUAUGGACCGAAAGCAGAGUCUGGAACUCGCUGUUAAAUGCACAAAGUACGCCCGCUCUAUCACCAAGGAUGACCCCUCCCAGGCUGGCACAGAUUGGCAAUUUGAGUUCUCCCCCGAGACUUUCUCGGAUACCGAGCCCGAGUUCGCUGUGGAGGUCUGCCAGGCUGUCAAGGCUGCGUGGGAGCCCACUGCCGAGAAGCCUAUCAUUUUCAACCUUCCCGCCACAGUAGAGAUGGCCACCCCCAACGUCUUCGCCGAUCAGGUUGAGUACUUCUGCACAAACAUGACUGAACGCGAGAAGUUUGUUGUUUCAGUACACCCCCAUAACGAUCGGGGCUGCGCUGUUGCUGCGGCUGAGCUGGCACAAAUGGCUGGUGCCGAUCGUGUAGAGGGCACUCUGUUCGGAAACGGCGAGCGCACUGGAAAUGUAGAUCUCGUCACUCUCGCCCUGAACAUGUACACACAAGGUGUCUCACCAAACGUCGACUUCUCGGACAUCAACUCAGUUAUCAAGGUGGUUGAGGAGUGCAACAAGAUUCCCGUUAACGAGCGCGCACCCUAUGGUGGCCAGCUCGUGGUGUGCGCUUUCUCUGGAAGUCACCAAGACGCAAUCAAGAAGGGCUUCAAGCUCCGCGAAGAUGGCGAGGGUGCCGACGAGGAAACCAAGUGGGAAGUCCCAUAUCUGCCUCUGGACCCGCAAGAUAUUGGCCGUACAUACGAGGCAGUCAUCCGCGUCAACUCCCAGAGUGGAAAGGGUGGCGCCGCCUGGAUUAUUCUGCGCAGCUUGGAGCUGGAUCUCCCUCGCGCGCUGCAGGUCGAGUUCAGCAAAAUCGUGCAAGUGAAGACCGAGAGUGUCAGCCGGGAGCUGAAGCCCACCGAGAUCGUGAACCUCUUCGAGGAGGCUUACCACCUCAAGUCAAACCCUCGCUUCACUCUCGUCGAUUACAGCAUCACCACCGAUCGCUCGCGGUCCCCUGCUCCUCCCCAACCCGGCAAGGCCCUCAACACCAAGAACCUCAAGCGUCGCUUCACCGGUAUCGUCGAGAUCGACAAUGUCCAGCAUGCCAUCACCGGUGUCGGCCCAGGUGCUAUCUCGUCCCUGGCUACUGCACUUUCCACUCUCGGUAUCGAUCUGGAUGUCCGCGAUUACAAGGAACACUCCAUUGGUCGCGGUCGUGACGUGAAGGCCGCUACAUACAUUCAGUGCACAGCAGCCGGCAGCAAUGAGCAAGUAUGGGGUGUUGGCAUCCACCAGGAUGUGGUCCAGGCCUCUCUUAUUGCGCUGCUUAGCGCCGCUAGCUCGUUCCUCACCUCCCGCGCUGGUUCCCCGGCUCCUUUCCGUCCCAUCCGCUCCAACACCCUCACCAGCGAUGACCUGCAGGCUCUCGAGCAGCUGGCCAGUACCCCUGAGGCCGCCGCUUCUAUCGGCGGUCUGAGCAGCAAGGUCAACAUCGAGCAGCUCACAAAACAGGCUGAAAGUAUGUAA